AUGACGAAUGGUGAAACGGCCCACUGCAGGCUAGCUGAGACCAACAUCGACCGUGUCAUCGGUGCGCGGGGAUUGUCUGUCGAGGUAGAGGACGCUGCAAGGUAUGAAGAUGGUACUGGGACGCAGUUAGUAUGGGCCGUCGGUAUUUCUACUUGCGACUGAGCCUCUAGGGCCGUGUACUAAGUUAUCUUUGCGCGUGUUUGAAGUGCCGGGAUGGGAGGUGUGAUGCAUCUACGAGUCUGUCUCUUAGUGAGUGAGCAGCAGGAAGACGUGUGGACGGUGAUUGGAUUUCCGACUCUUAGUCCCUGAAUGGAUUUGGCAGCCACGGCCCACUUUUUGCCCUACGCACGGCCAACAUCGCAUGUCCCUCCAGGUAAGCUGGGUCAAAUUAUUAGUAAACCUAUCACACAAUGGGCGGUCCAUCACCGAAAACGAACAUAACUUUGACCACACCCUUGUGAGAGCUUGGCCAUGCUUUUCAGACCGAUCGAAAAGACGUUAAUGGUCAGCCACUUCGUCGACCUCGAGGGUCAUAUCAUUGCUGGGUGCUCUUUUAAGGCUGUCCCCAACCCCGCAGCGGCACUGAAUGGAAGAGAUGCCUGUGAUGCGCCUUUGCCCGGGACGUUAUGUUUUGAGUAGAUUCUUUAAAGUGUCCACCAAUGCUGUUUAAGUCACGGGUGUCGACAUUGCACAUUUCGUCAUUUCCAUCUACGCCCCAGCUCCAGCCGCCAGCCAAGGCAACAAAGACUCGUCAUGCUCUCAGUUGGGAGAAUUUAUUCAAAGGCUCAGUCGCUAUGGCUUGCUGAUUGCCGCAGGCGGCUGUAGUGACAGGACUGUGCCCAGGUGACUUCGUAACCAACCACUGGGCCGUGUUACGAAUGCAACAAAGGUGAGAGGCUACUGAUUUUCGCUGGCGUAAUCCGCUGUUUGUCAACAGCAUUUGGUCCGGCCCCGCAGAACGCCACUACUCUGAUAUCCCAACGGUGAUCUUCAGCCAUCUAUCGUAAUUCAAAGUUUUGCAGUUGUUUGACAUAGCAGCCCGAUUUACGUUGCUGAAACUGGAUGCUGGCCAAAGCAUUUUCUCCCUAACCCACCUGAAUGCUUCGUCAAAGCGUCCGUCUUAGUAUUGUGACAUCCUAACACGGAGGGGGCUCUAUUGAGAAGUCCGGCUUCUUCCGCAACUCAAGUCAGAGGACGCGGUAGGCGAUGGUCAUCAAACCGCGAGACAACUAAGACGAUUCUCGGAUUCACUCAGUGGCACUACAAUUAUUGGACCGGCACAAGGUACGCUUGCCUGUUCAACCAACUCGAUCUACCUCCAAUGAGGUUUCCUUAGACUCUUAUCGCCUUGACACCUAUAUUGAGGGAGGUGGGUUGAAGUGGGAGAGCUACCACAGUAUCGCUAUCAUCAGUAUUCUUCAAAAGAUCUUUGCCGUCGUUCUCGGACGGCUUCAAUGGACGCAACACAAUGACGAGACCAGAUAAAUGCGGAUUCCGAACUGGACGUUAGUGCAUCGACGGAACUCUACUAUAUUCAUCAGGGGCCGACGGCUAUCUGCCUUGUUGGAUUUUAUGGAUCGUUCAAUUCUGUUUGUAGGGACGGUUCUGCCACGGCUAAGGCCUGCCAUCACUCCACCUUGGCGAUCCGUCCAAACAUUGUCAUAUGCAGUGUAGCGUUGGGAAAAAGACCGCAUGUUUUCAUGUAUCUUCUCUUAAAUAUUCCAUUGGCCGGAUUCUCGGAAGAGCUUUACACAGUCCCGGUUGUUUUAGAUUCGCGCAUGAGUGCUGACGGACUGACCUUAGCUACGCUAGCAUUACCACCCUGUUAACGUCGAAGCACGGUUCCUGUGAAACUUUGUGUAACUGAUGAAUGCUAAUGAUUAAUUAGUCAGUCUGUCCGUCCGUUGAUACUGCGAACACGCUGUAUCCGAGUUGCAUCUCUGGCCACGAAAAGAAGCCUUUCUCAGCCACUAACGACUAACUUGGAGAAGUAAAUGGUUCAAAAUAUCUCUGGUCGUGGUUUUUGCCGUAUCGCCAAAGUAAGGGCUGCGCAUCGUGGAGGAUUGCUGCUCGCGGGGUCUUCGCCAGCCUUAGGAAAUGUCUAUGGGCUUGUCACAAUGCCUCCAUCACCGCAAAGAUCCGCAUGUGAUGGACAUUUUUCCAGUCGGUCCUGUGCGGCUGCGAAUGCUACGCUCUGCACGUGGAAGAUGAACUGGUGUUCGGUCACCAUUUCAUGUGAAGCGCCCGUUGACUAAUUUAAGUCGACUUCAUCUCGGGUGGUCGUCCAAACUCAAAGCAAAAUCACGAUGAGACUUCACGUCAUCUUACGAAGGCAACUGGAGUGGUUUUGGCACGUUCGCCGCCCGCCCUGUGACUGCAGUUUUACUACCUUUGAUAUGAAGCCACUGCUGAUCUGUAGGCGCAGAAGAAGUCAACUACAGGUCUACUUCCACAGACGGUCAAGACAUGUUGCUACUUUCCUACUUGCAUCUUCAUUGCCAACCGCAGUUUGGGAGACGGACUGUUCAGAUCAAGAGGUCGGCGGCAGCAACUGUCCUACCGUGCCAUGAGCCAACCGUUGUUUUUUGCAGCGCGAGGAGGGUGCGUGCAUGCGUCUGAGCCAUUUUCGUCUGCAGCCAACGCCUUUGGGCACGUCGGUCGCCGUCAGACUGUCGCCAUGUCGGGGACCGGGUUGCGUCUGGUGGAGACUUUUAGUUGACAAGGUUGUCCAGCCAUGUAGUCGUCCGACCCAGGGGCUGAGUCAUGUGCGGCAGGGUCAUUCAUCUGACUAGAGGUGUUAAUGUGAAGAAAGGGCAGUACAGGUAAGCUUCCGGGCACAAGACCACGGACGCAGAUUGCCACACGCACAUACGCCUUCCGUCCCUGGCAAGACUUCACACUGACAGGCACGUGGUCACCGACUUCGGACGGAUGGGACGUGCGCGCGCGCGCCUAGUUCUGAGGAUAGCCGACCAUGGGCGCAAAAAACGAAACUCAAGAACCUACGAACUAAUCCAACAGACUGACGCUGACUGCCCUCACGUAGGACAGGAUAGGUGGACUGCCGCCAAGGACGGCCUUUACCGCGUGCCCUUGGAAGUGGACUCGGGGACGUGUUGUGCUUGAAUAGGAGACCAUACCGCACACUGCCCUCCCGUAUCCACCACUGAAACCACCCUGCGACAGUCCUCUCUGGCUUGUCUCUCGGGAUUCCAAAACACUUCAUCUCCGUCAUGGAGACGAAGAAAUGGACUUCGGCGUGCGCCUCACCAAUAAUACCGCCCCGGAAACCCUCGAAUGUGUACGGUGAUCUUCCCCCCCCCCCAUUCCCCCUCGUACCUCCACAUCUUUACCCGAUCCUCCCGCACACAGCCCUUGCGGCAUACAGCAUGCACAUUUGCCCAGUCGUUCUGCCCCUCAUGUUGUUAAGCAGGAAACAUUCAUCGACCGUCCUUUCGCAAUGCCUUCGCUCUGGACGCGAUUUAGUGUUUUUGUUCAGCCAUUGCUGGCGCGCACGCCCGUAUUGCCGUUCGUCUUGCUCCCGCGUAUGGCUGCAACGGCACAACCGACUUUGUCUCGCUGAUUGGUCGGUCAUUAACGUGCCUCGUGGUCAUGGCAACCAAUCGCUUGACAGACACUGCAGGCAACCCACGCCUUUGCGACCCACGCCUCUGUACGCGCGCAGCACACGGUUGCAUUCGCUUGCGACCUGCGCGCUCUAGCCAACCAAGUUUUUUUUCCUGUAGUUUUGCUUCACUAACAUACGAUACGGGGACAUCGUGCUUCUCGUUCCGUUCGCACAACCCGUUCAUCCUCGUAGGCAAAAGAGGAGCUCCGCGGUUGCUUUGAACAGGCUUUGCAUUGAACUGGAAGCUUUGGUUGACAAAAUUUUGCCGAGAGCUCCUAAUCGAAACGGCGCGCUCUUACUGAAAAUUGGAGUCCUUUUAAACUGACUAACAGACCGUUUGCCAGAUUAUGAGGAUUAGUUAAGAUCCACUAACUCUCUGUCCCGCAAUGGUUAGUUGUUUCUUCUGCGGGGCGCCUACCUAAAAUUUGGCGAAGCUGGUGGUUUUCUCUAGAAUACCUCACAAAAGCUCCUCAGGCCAGCCUUCAGGCUCCUCUUGGACUUCUGAAGACGAGGAGCUCUAGCAGCGAAGCAGUGGCGCCUUUCAACCCAGUGCCCAAAAGACAACAAACAGAACCCCCAAAGCCGUGACCUCCCAUGUAAUGCAUCGAGUAAUUUACGCUGGGCAUCAGUGCGCCUCGCCCCAUGGCUAGGUUCCGGAGUCAUCCAGCAACCCUAGACUGCCGCAACCAGCCAUUUUAUGAAGACACCAUGCAUAUUUAGCGCCGAGGAAUAAUUCCGCCUUUUCAGUCGCGGUUGCACGAGCGCAAACCCUACGCGUGGUGUGGUCGAGUGAAGCGAGGAAUUUUUCCAUCCCCUCCGUGCUACAUAAAAUUAUCCUUUUUCGCAGUGCCAUCCUUCUGAGAUCUUAUGUUUCCGCAUAUUUACCACGCUCUUUUUUGACAGUUUCGUUUACUCGCAGCACAGUUUUCCGGUUCGGGCCAGUACGCAGCACUCACGUUCACGGCCACCACCCUGAGUGUUGCUGGUUUCUAUCGCAUCCGCACCAACCGUCUGCAUGAAUUCCCUGAUUCAGCUGUAGACUAGGCCUAUUCGGUAAUACGCGGACAUAGAUGCUGCCAGCAAAAUUGAGCAAGGACACCGCUUGGUAACCCUGUUUUAUUGGCGUAGUGUGCCCUCCCGUAGGUGAAAUACGGUUUUAAGUCUGAAAUCUUGCCGGAUUUUCCUUGCCUCCACACCCCCCUGGAGCAGAAAGGCAAACCUGCUUACGAAUCAGAUGUCGCCGUGUUUGCAUAUUCCGGCUAUAUUUGAGUUGACUCCCAGAAGUUUUCCUGCUGGACAUUUUUACACCGUUUUGACGAUUUCCUACUGGGACACCGGACGAUCAGGGACGCCGUUAGUUUACACUUGAGCCAGUUUCUUUAAGGGCUUCUCGGAGAUUAUAAAUGGGCGAAUGAGAGUGCGUUGAAGGUGUUUGACUGACAGUUCCAGGAUUUGAAAUUUAUCCGCUGAUAGGAGUAUUUCAUCUGAGCCGAGCAUUUUCGGUGGGUUUACGCCCAUAGACUGUUUAGAUGGUUGUCACUACACUUUUCAUUUCGUCACAGUCCACAUCUCUCCGGAUUUAAUCUGCCAUGGUAGUCAGCUAGUCAUUCCGUUCCUCUCCCUGCCUUUCCUGUAGACGGCGAGCUCAUUGGGAGAAUGCAGUUUCAUACUGUGUCGUGAUGUUGUCCCCGUGGGCUCUAUCGAUUUGGUUUUCUCGUAUUUCCCGACCGUUAUCGAGCACUUCUGACCUUUUCAGCCUGCAGAGAUCCAGUGACUUUGACAUUAGAUGGUGUGCACGGCUUUGCGCAGUCUCUGCCACUUCCGCCUAACGUCUUCUUCCUCCGAGAUUUGUACUCAGCUGAGGUUGGCGUUUAGUGUGCUGGGGGCUUCCCGCCAGCAUUCAACCACGCCCAGUACUGUCACGUUUAACUUUGUUGGUGUUGCGUUUACAGCCUCAUUUAGGUUGAGCAGUCUCCCUCCGUUUUUCCUGUUCCGAUUACAUGAUUUAUUGCUUGCCGCCAUGUGGCCACAGGCGAUCACCCUCGAGGUUGGAGCACCUUUUAAAUGAACUCAAAUCUUUCCGAUCACACCCGACCAAAUGCGACCUCGUAGUUCAUUGGUGGAGCGUUGAAUAAAGGGACGCACGUAGCCAUCGGACCACCUCUGAUGGGGGAUUGGGACGCGACUAGAUCAUGCGGUAAAAUAGGCCUGAAAUGGUCAUCCCAGUCCCGUCCAGUCCCUUUUUGUCGGAAUCACUUUCUAGUAAUCUGUCCUCCGGGUGCCGUUUUCAGUUUCAACUUGACAUGGGUUCCGCAUUUACAGGACGACGUCUCAGCUCGCGAAUACUUGAGCACAAACGGGCCGUUCGCAGAGGCGACCCACUAUCACAUGUCGCGACUCACACGCUGGAGGAAGGCCAUGAGUUCGACUUCGCCAACACGCAGAUAUUGGCGCGAUGCGGCGACAAGACGGGGCGAGAACUGUUGGAGGCGUGGGUGUCGGACACCAACUUUACCAAUAGACACAUUGCUUUGCCUGCGUGUUAUCACACCCUCCGCCCACGCAGCCAGCUGGCGCAGCUCACAUCACCGCGAAGUACAAACGGCGUCACCACGCCGGGGGACCAUUGUGGACCAAGCGGCACAAACCAGACCUAGCCACGGACGUAGUCCACCCCCCCCCCUUUAUGACACAACGAUAUAAAUGUUCACACGUUGCUGCACUCUAGCAGUCUCUGAUGAUGAACUCCAGUUCGAGUUCGAAAUCUAAGGCCAAUAAAUCUACCGUGCCAGUGAUCGUGCCUUCGUCUUCUUUUAAACAAGAACCUGGUAUGCGCAUAUUCCCUUCCAUUCGUGAAUCACUUUCUAGUAACCAUUCUGUCCUGGUGCCGUUUUCAGUUUCAAUUCGGCAUGGCUUCCGUAUUUACGGGGUCAUCUAACACAAAAGUGUCUAAUUGCUGCCAAGUUAUCAUGCCCAAACUUUGUAGCUUGGAAGCUUUUUGACUCCUAUGUGUUUGGUGGCUCCCUAAAACAAUGAUCCGCGAUUGCUGGCCUCGAAAAUGUCCGUCUCCAAAAAUUAGCCAGUCAAAAGAGAGCUGUCUGCAUGACCAGGCUACAUGAAAUUAUUUUGCAAAACGCCGUGUAUAUAUUCUUCAAGGCUAGAAGUAAUGGAGGUCUUGAAUAUCGUCAGCGAUGGAGCGCAGUGCGGCACUCAUUCACGGGGGCCGAUAAAAAAAAACGUACAGUUCGGCGGAAAUGUAAACACGUCUGUCAGGAGUAAUCGUCGACCACGCUAUUGGUAACGGACUGGCAAAUCGAUAUGCCCGUUGGCUGAGUCAACGCUCCAAUGCCACGUUUCAUCCAGCCAGCGCGAAGCCCGGUCGUCUGAUUGGUUCAGCACUGCCACGCUGUUGGACCAAUUGGUCUUCCUGUCUAACAGCAAGUCUGUGCUCCUGCUGGUGAAGACUGCCUGUGCGUUGCUGACAGAAUACCAUACUCAGUGGUUUGGUCGAAAAAGGGUAGUGGUAGUAAAACUUGUGAGUUUCUCUCAAAUAAUUUGACGCAAGAAAGAGUUGGGCAACAAUCGGGAGAUGGCACCCAAAGAAAUCUGGCUAACCAAAGCAGCCUGUCUUACGGGACAGGUAGUAAUAAGGGUUUUAUGGGUGGUAGCUGGUUGGGCUGUACGAUACUAGCCGAUGUGAAGCCCUAUUUGAACAGGUGUAUGAUCGAAGCUGGCCCGUUCUCCGUUCCGUUAUUACAAAAUGGGUCGCCAAAGGCAGUAUCGUGGUAACGAACGAGUGGAAGGUGUAUAAUAGCCUUCCCUCAGAAGGUUAUCUACAUUUCUCUGUUAACCACUCAAAGAACUUCAAGGACCCUACCACCGGACGUCACACCAAUGCCACUGAGGCAUACUGGAGUAGACUGAAAAGAAAACUCCAUGAGGGAGGCCCUGUAUGGGGUCAAGCUGUGUGGGCUCACAUAGAAGAAGUACAGUAUCGUCUUUGGUUUGGCCUCAAUGCCAUCUCUUUGACAGAUGCCUGCGAACUGUUGCUGUACCAUUUCGUGCAGACUUAUCCUAUUUAAAAGUGAUUUUGUUUUGUAAUAAACUGCCAUAAUGUGGAUGUAUGCCAUAUAUUCAGAUGUACGUGUAUAACGAUGGGGAAGGCUGGGUAACAGCGACCAUCGUCCAUGUAACCUCCUGCGAUGUUCGUUCGGCCAGCCCAUGUUAGGCCGUCGCGGAAAGUCCAAGUAGUGCGUGAAAGUAGGCCUGUGACCGUUGAUAUAGCCUGAAGGCGUUUGAGUCAACUGUUAAAGGUAUUAUUUCUAGGUAACGGGUUUUUUGGGUGCCAUCUCCCGACUGUCACCAAGAGUUGAGAUCCUUAUAGCCAGUAUGAAGACCAGUAGAUUGAGCAAAUAUGACCAAAUCACUAUGCAUAUUGGAACCCAGAAAACGUAGGCAAUGCGCAAUACCGUCGUUCUGGUGUAGGUUAACUGUGGAAGACAGUAUGGAAGUAGGUCGGAUGUGGUUCGGUAGUCCCACCUGAAGUAAGCAAACCCCAGUCACCUUUAAUACGGGACCGGCGGUAAUAGGGGUUUUUACAGGUGAAACCGGGGAACGCGCAGGCAAAGAGAUCAAGUAGUUGCAUGCAAAAGAAUAUCUAUUGGGAGUGCGUGGUUGUACUUUUAAUGGUUGAGAAAUAGUUGCGCUAAUCCCAACCUCUUAUCCUAAACCCCGACCGCUAACCCUAACCUUUAACCGUAACCCCUGACCAUAAGCCUUAACCCCAACCCCAACAGUAUUGUGUCCAUCAGGGGGGGCUACCAAAGAACAUCUUACCUGAAGGUAUUUAAAAGUUGAAAGUAGUGGUUAGAUAAAAUAAAGAACUUGUUUGUAGUGGUGGAAUAAGUUUUCAAUGAGUUUUUUUCCGAAAUUUCAGGCCAUCAGCUGCAGUAGUCAAAAAAGUUGGACGGCUGCAAGUACAUCUUUGAACGAAAACGAAAGAAAUAAUGGAAGAGAUGCACUCGGAGAAGGUGACGCAGUCUUGUCAGGAUAGGGGACUACUACCAACUGUGGUAGUCUGCCAAUGCGGACCCCUACUGUGACAGCAAGUCCAAAGUCGGCACAUGGACGGAUGUGUCUUCGGGUGUGGCCGGUACAGAAGAAGGAAAUCCCUCAGAUGGGGCCCGAUAUUCGAAAAGAGUUGGCUAACAAUCGAGACAGUCAUGAAAAGGUGACUGUAUUUUUCACAGAGAACCAGUGUGACGGAUUGGCGUAUGCCGCACAAUAGCUGCUGAGUGCUAUGCACUCUGUCGCAACACUUACUCCGCUGCUCUCAUGAGGGAGACGAAACUGAUUGGCCUACCGGCGGUAGGACUGGGUGAAACGCUUAUCAGCCAGCGUAAAUGCAACGCUAGGAAUCGCAGAAGACAAUGGUGGCCGGUGAGCAUGUAUGACACCAAGAGGAAGGAGAGGGUCUUGUUUGAACAGGUCAACGACAGGAGCUGGUCCGCCUUGAAAAAGUGGAUGGCAAAGGGCAGCAUCGUCGUUACUGAUGAGCGGAAGGCAUAAAAACGCCUGCCAUCAGAGGGGGUUACGCCCAGUUCACGGCCAUUCCAACUACCAACAAACACACCAGCUCAAUCGAAGCCAAUUGGAGCCAAUUAAAAAGGCAGCAUCACGAAGGAGGCCCAGUGUCAAGCCGGGCCAUAUGGGCGCACAUUGCUGGGUUGCAAUAUCGCCUAUGGUUUGGCCUAAAGGAGGCGUGGGAAGUCUUCCUGUUGCAGUUGACACAAUCUUACAACGACACUUCAAUGCAGUCAAGCAAUUUGCUGGUCGAAUUCUAGAUGACGUUGCCCAUCCCCUACAUUCCGAUCUUAUGUCUGCUAAGUCUUCCCCCCCCCGAUGCGCCGCAACUUCCGUCUUAUAUCCUGUCGCCCAUCGGCUUAUCGAGCUUCUGUAUUGCCAUUCCUAGCGCGCUAUCUUACGUGCGAAGAGACAGAAAUACAGAAGCUAAGACUUGAACUAUCCCCAUAAUAAUCGUUUCUUUGUGUUAAAAUUUGACUCUUGAAUAAUAUGUUAACUUAUUUACUGCCCAUAGUGAAUGGAGCCAACUUCUUGCUGAAAAUUUUGAACAUAUGAUUUCAAAAUAAAGCGCAUUCCUCUCUCUCUCUCUCUGGAACGGAAACCUUCACGGCAGAACUGAACAGUUUGUAAGUAAUUUUCUUUACAUAAAGGUAAUGCAAGCUAACUGUCGUGUAAUUGCUAAGACAAGGAAACUGCAAAAAAACAAUCGUUUUCUCGGCUGUUUAUCCUGAGGUAGCGAGAAGUAUAUGUUGUGUGCAGUGUAAUAAAGGUCUAGGUGAAACCCUUCGGGAAAGAAAUAAGUAGAGCAUCGUGUUCAAGCGAUGCUGACAGCACUCGGUUCAAGGUGGGAACCGAGGCGAUACGGUUUCUUCUAAAAUCUCCGAGCCAAGGUCAUGGAGAGGAAGGGUAAAUUGAAAAGCAACGUCUGCUAAGCGAGGUAAUAACCUAUUAGAAUCAGUUUUGAAAAGCGUACUGCCAGGUAGCUUCGCGCGAGUGAGUGGUCGGUUCGAUGACGAAGCUUGCAGCCUCCAGUAUACGAUGAGGACCGAAGCGAUACGGUCGCUUCUCAGCACCCAUAAGGAGUUGGAAUGACAUGGUCGGCCACGAGGAGGGCGUGCGGCGACAAACCAACAAGAGAGGAAGGGCGACACGAGAGGCAGCCUCCAUGUAUAAAGUAAUAAUAAACAAAAUACGAGCUACUUAAACAAGUAUAAUUGCCGGUUUUGUAUGUAGCUACAGCUUGGGGUCCCCCGCCCUACCAUUGCCGUUUUUUAUUUUUUCAAGGACAUGGUCAUCACAGACCUUCGUUGUGGACGCCCACUUUCGUUGAAAGUUACGUUUGAUGCUCCGGCGAGCCUACGCACACGUGGUCGAGACCGCCGUCAUCAGGAGGAUUUUGAUUAUCGUGGACUACAAGAACCCUAUUUUCAUUUUAUCGACUGGAUACCGGGAAAACAGGGACGCCCCCAGCCUCAGAGGGCAGGCAGUAAUGUUACGGGGGAAAAUUCCCCUGAUGCACAGAGAAUGGUGUGCUUACGAUAACACUAGCUUAUUAUAUUUCGAUUUUUUUAGUCAUAAAUUACAAUCUCGCCGUGUGA
Molecule: messenger RNA, 10809 nt
Organism: Spirometra erinaceieuropaei
Lineage: Eukaryota; Metazoa; Platyhelminthes; Cestoda; Diphyllobothriidea; Diphyllobothriidae
Source: the annotation of a GenBank genome assembly